This is a messenger RNA of Lactuca saligna, 1542 nucleotides long. The record is from the annotation of a GenBank genome assembly. NCBI's taxonomy places the organism in Eukaryota, Viridiplantae, Streptophyta, Magnoliopsida, Asterales, Asteraceae.
AUGGAGCCAGUCCGUCCUUUGACUGACUUCCCUCCUUCCUUGUGGGGUGAUCGCUUCUUAUCAUUCUCUCUUGACAAUUCACAAUUGGAAGAACUUGCUAAAGCUAUGGAGGAGCCUAAAGAACAACUGAGAAGAUUGAUAAUAGACCAAACUAUUGAUUCAAACAAGAAACUGAGUUUGAUUUAUUACGUGUAUCGUCUUGGCUUGAGUUAUCAUUUCAUGGAAGACAUCGAUGGCCAACUUGAUAAACUUUUCAAAGAGCUGAACUUGCAAGAUUACCAUGAAGCAGAUCUUUAUACAAUUUCUCUUCUCUUUCAUGUUUUCAGAAGCCAUGGUUACAAACUACCUUCUGAUGUGUUUAAAAAAUUUAAGGAUUGUAGUUCGGGUGCAUUCAAAGAGGACAUGAUUACUGAUGUGAAGGCUACGCUAAAUUUUUAUGAGUGUACGCAGUUGAGAAUAAGAGGAGAAUCUAUUUUAGAUGAGGCAUUUGUUUUCACAGAAGCUCAACUUAAGAGUGUUGAAAAUACACUCGAAGGUAAUCUUGCACAGCAAGUGAAACACGCAUUGAAGACACCCUUUCAUCGUGGGCAUACAAUGGUGCACAUCGAGUAUUUACAACUCUUACACAAGGAAGAACUUCGAAUCAUCUCACAGUGGUGGAAGGAUAUGAACUUCGACGUGAUAGCUCCAUACGCAAGAAACAGAGUAACUGAGCUCUAUGUCUGGGUAUUGGCAUUAUUCUUGGAGCCUUAUUAUUCUCAUGCUCGAAUCAUAUCAUCAAAAGUCAUAGUGUUCUUGUCAUUGUUAGACGACACAUAUGAUGCCUAUGCUACUAUUGAGGAGAUGCGACUUAUAACCGAUGCAAUAAAUAGGUGGGAAAUCAGUGCUAUGGGGCAACUUCCAGAAUUUUUUAAACCAUUCUAUGAAAUUAUAUUGAAGGAGUAUGAUGGAUUUAAGAAACAAGUACCUCAAGAAGGAAGAGUGAAUCUUGUUGAAGCUUCAAAACAUGCGCUUCAAGAACAAGUUAGAUCUUACCACCAAGAAGCUGAAUGGAGACAUAUUGGAUAUGUGCCAUCAUUCGAAGAGUAUAUGAAGAAUGGCUUAAUAAGUUCUAGCUACAACCUUCUUUCAAAAACCGCUUUGAUUGGUAUGGGUAAGAUUGUUACUGAACAGGGAUUUGCUUGGUACGAAAGUCAUCCAAAGAUCUUGACAGCUUCAGAAACUAUUUCAAGACUUCAUGAUGAUGCUAAAACUUUCGAGUACGAGCGUGAAAGAGGAAUGACAGCCACAGGAGUAGAUGCGUAUAUGAAGACCUUUGGGGUGUCGGAAAAUGUAGCUGUCAACGAGAUCAUGAAAAAGGUGGAAAAUGCAUGGGACGAUAUUAACGAGGGAUGUUUAAAGCCAAGAGAAGUCCCGAUGGAUCUAAUUAGUCCAAUUGUUAAUCUUGCAAGAAUGAUAGAUAUCACAUAUAGAUACGAUGAUCAGUACACGUUUCCAGAAAAUACCUUUAAAGAGUAUAUUACACUCUUGUUCCUUGAUUGA